AUGGAGAUGGAGAGCGCUCACCGCGACGACGACCUCUCGCCGGAGGCGGCGAGGAUGCUCCGCGAGAUGGCGCUGCGGGGUCGCGAGGAGGGAGUGGAGCCCGAUCUGUCGGACGAGCAGCUGCGCUCCAACGACCAGCUCCAGCAAGACGAGAUGUUAGCUCUGGAGGCAAUUUUUGGAGACAAGAUCUGCAUUUUUGGUGAAAAGGCUGGACCGCGAUCUUUCCAGAUUCAGGUGCAUUGUGAAAUUCCAGAUGGCAUCAGUGUAUCCGUAGAACCAUUCCAGGGUGUUGAUGAUGAUGACCCAAAGAGCCAGUUCCUUGAAAACUUCAGUGUCGAGCACUUGGCUCCACUAUCAUUGACAUGCCUCAUGCCUCCAUAG
Molecule: messenger RNA, 381 nt
Organism: Triticum turgidum subsp. durum (durum wheat)
Lineage: Eukaryota; Viridiplantae; Streptophyta; Magnoliopsida; Poales; Poaceae
Source: the annotation of a GenBank genome assembly